This is a messenger RNA of Caenorhabditis sp. 36 PRJEB53466, 1466 nucleotides long. The record is from the annotation of a GenBank genome assembly. NCBI's taxonomy places the organism in Eukaryota, Metazoa, Nematoda, Chromadorea, Rhabditida, Rhabditidae.
AUGGGCACCGGAGGCUCUGGAAAAACGACUUUUUUGAGGCAAAUCAAGUGAGUUUUCGCGCUUUUCCUGUUGAAAACUGGAGAAAAACUGAUUUGUUUGCAGAAUUCAGACCGAAGGGUACAAAAUUGCUGAGAGGUUGGUCAUGAAAAGCGUUAUAACCAGCAAUAUUGUUCGAGGAAUGGUUGCACUGUUGAGGGCGAUGAAAAAAUUGGAUCUCGAAUUUGAAAACAACGCCAGACAGGUUUGUGUGGAAAGUGGAUAGAAUCUGAGGAAGAAGAGAAGAGUCUGUAGAAUACAUUAGCAUCAAUUAUCGGAUUUUUUCAAGUUUUCGAAGUAAAUAAUGCUUUCUCCAUGACGUUUAAAUUUGAUUAUUACGCUCACUUUGGUAUUUUUGUGCUGAACUGAAGUUGUGUUGAAGAACUAGCUUAACUUUUCUAAAAUGAAUAAAAAUGAUUAUUUCUUCGAUUAUUUUUUUUACCUUCUUAAUAUGUCUUGUUUUUACAGGCGGACGCCGUCAUUGUUGAAGAAUUGGGUCUCGGUGUGGAGCAUGAUCAAAUUCCGGUCGACACUAUAAAAAAUCUGUGGGCAGACGCUGCCAUUCAGACGGCAUUUGCACAGAGGGAACAGUUUCACAUAAACGAAUCAUUUGCCUAGUGCGUCUUUUUCUCUCUUCUCCCUCCGAAUUGUUGAUUUUUUAUCAGCUUUAUGGAUAGUCUGGAUCGGGUAUAUGAAGCUGAAUACAUACCGAUCGACGAGGAUCUGCUUCGAGCACGCGCGCCCACGACUGGAAUAGUUGAGGUGAACAUGACGAUCAGGGGGUUCGACUUCAAGUACGCACACUUGGGUCUCGCCACGAAAUGUUCAUAUCAUUUUUUAAGAAUUUUCGACGUGGGCGGACAACGAUCGGAACGUCGGAAAUGGCUUGACAAAUUUGAUGACAUGGAUGCGACAAUAUUCGUAACGGCUGUCAGUGAGUACGAUCAGAAUUUGGAGGAAGAUGAAACAGUUGUAGGGCAUUCGUUUCAACCCAUCGCCACACAUAUUGUUUGCUUUCCAGAACCGAAUUCAUGAAUCGAUGAACUUGUUCGGCAACAUUGUCAACUCGCCAUUUUUCAAGCUCACCCCAAUGAUUAUAUUCUUUAACAAACGCGAUUUGUUUGAGGAGAAAGUGAAAACCACUUGCAUUCGGAUCGCUUUUUCUGAUUAUACGGGUGCGAAAAAUGGGAAUAUCGAUUGAAAGCGCUAAUUUUUUUUUUGCAGGAAUAAAAGAUGACUAUAUGAAUAGUAUGGAUUUCAUUAUGCGCUCGUUUGUAGAACUGUAUAAAGGGCCAGAUGUGUAUGCGAAAAGAAAGGCAAUUUACAAGCACGAGACGUGCGUCACGGACCCGAUUCUGUCCGCCCGACUCUUCGCAUUUGUCACUGAUAUUGUCGUUCGGUCGAAUUUGAGACAAGCCGGCGUCGUAUAA